UAUUCGAAUUAUAAAAUAUGGUUGGAGCUGGGAAGUAGCCGGGACGCUACUCCCCCGCCGAUAUGAAAUACUAAAUUUGUAAUGCCUUAAUUACCCUCCUCGAAUCACAAAUAUUGCACCUUCACCAUUCUACAUGUUAGCGUCCACUUUAUUGCAGUUAGGCCGUUACUGAGCAAGGGUAUUUCAGUACAUUGGCUUUCAAACUUGAAAUUUGAUGAAAAAGAAAAACAGAUUAAAAACGCUAUCGAAAUCUGAAAUCCUUUAAAUCUUAAAAAUAAAAAUAAAAAAAUCAGCUCAGUUUUCGGCUCUUGGCAGUUACCGGUUUCAGUUUACGUUCAUUGUGAAUCGUUAAUGCAAUUAGAGCAAGAGCAACCGUGUUGUGUAGGCUCAGUGGGUCAACCGCUCGACUCGGUUUCUCACUCGGAUAAUUCACACAGCUGAAAGGGAGAUAAAAAAUGGAACCUAGCAUUUUCGUUAUCCGUUUCCUAGAUCUGAGUUGGUGAGAUUUGACGCGUUGUAUUCGACUCGGGAAUGGCUUCUGCGGAAGCCGAUUCCCGCAUUAGCCUAUUGGUAGUCCCGGCGCUAGAGAAGAUAAUAAAAAACGCUUCGUGGCGGAAGCACUCGAAACUGUCUCAUGAAUGCAAAUCGAUUCUCAAGACACUCACUUCUCCUUCGCCUCCGCCUCCGCCUUCGUCUCCGUCUCCGUCGGAUUCGGAGCCGGAAAACUCGAUCCCUGGACCAAUCAAUGAUGGCGGCCAAGUAGAGUAUUCACUCGCUGAAUCGGAGUCUAUUCUCAGUCCUCUGAUCAAUGCUUGUGCAACCUCUUUCAACAAGAUCGUCGAUCCCGCCGUUGAUUGCAUUCAGAAGAUAAUUGCACACGGGUACCUGCGUGGCGAAGCGGACCCCACAGGAGGCCCCGAGGCUCAGCUGUUAUCCAAAUUGAUUGAAUCCGUGUGUAAAUGCCAUGCUGUAGGUGAUGAAUCCAUUGAAUUGCUGGUAUUGAAAACGCUUUUAACCGCGGUAACUUCCAUCUCAUUGCGAAUUCACGGUGACUGUUUGUUGCAAACUGUGAGGACUUGUUAUGAUAUAUACUUAGGGACCAAAAAUGCGGUUAAUCAAACGACUGCGAAAGCUACUUUGAUUCAAAUGUUAGUUGUUGUCUUUAGGAGAAUGGAGGCUGAUUCUUCAACGGUUCCGGUUCAGCCAAUUGUAGUGGCUGAAUUGAUGGGACCAAUUGAGAAAUCGGAUGCUGAUGGAUCAAUGAUUCACUUUGUUCAAGGGUUUAUAACUAAAAUCAUGCAGGACAUUGAUGGAGUGUUUAAUCCAGCGACACCAAGUAAGGUUUCUUUAGGAGGCCAUGAUGGCGCAUUUGACACUACUACUGUUGAAACCACUAAUCCUACUGAUUUGCUGGAUUCUACUGAUAAGGAUAUGUUGGAUGCAAAAUAUUGGGAGAUUAGUAUGUAUAAGACAGCACUGGAAGGGAGGAAAGGAGAGUUGGCGGAUGAGGAAGCAGAGAGAGACGAUGAUUUGGAGGUUCAGAUUGGGAAUAAGUUAAGGCGGGAUGCGUUUUUGGUGUUCAGAGCACUUUGCAAGUUGUCGAUGAAGACACCACCUAAAGAGGCUUUGGCGGAUCCCCAGUUGCUGAGAGGGAAGAUUGUGGCACUGGAAUUGUUGAAGAUCUUUUUGGAGAAUGCUGGAGCUGCUUUUAGAACAAGUGAAAGGUUUUUAGGAGCCAUUAAGCAGUACUUGUGUCUGUCACUGUUGAAGAACAGUGCUUCAACUCUUAUAAUCGUUUUCCAGCUUUCUUGCUCCAUUUUCAUUAGUCUGGUGUCGAGGUUGCGAGCUGGCUUGAAAGCCGAGAUCGGAGUAUUUUUUCCUAUGAUUGUUCUGAGGGUCUUGGAAAAUGUUGCUCAACCUAAUUUUCAGCAAAAGAUGAUAGUUCUCCGUUUUCUGGAUAAACUUUGUGUUGAUUCACAAAUCUUAGUAGAUAUCUUUAUUAACUAUGAUUGUGAUGUCAAUUCGUCAAACAUAUUUGAGAGAAUGGUCAAUGGACUCCUGAAAACAGCUCAAGGUGUUCCUCCUGGUACAGCGACAACACUAUUGCCUCCCCAGCAAGCAACCAUGAAAUUUGAAGCUAUGAAAUGUCUAGUAGCUAUUUUGAAAUCAAUGGGAGGCUGGAUGAACAAACAGUUGCGCAUUCCAGAUCCUUAUUCUACCAAGAGAUUUGAAGCAGCUGAGAACAGUCUUGAACCUGGAACUGUCUCCUUGGAAAAUGGGAAUGGGGAUGAGCCUGUUGAAGGGUCAGAUUCUCAAUCUGAAGCCAUUAACGAGUCUUCUGAAAUUUUAACAAUUGAGCAGCGUCGAGCUUACAAGCUUGAACUUCUGGAAGGUAUAUCUCUUUUUAAUCGGAAGCCUGAAAAAGGAAUUGAAUUUCUAAUCAAAGCAAGAAAGGUUGGUAACUCCCCGGAGGAGAUAGCGGCUUUUCUUAAAAAUACAUCUGGUCUGAAGAAAACGUUGAUUGGUGAUUAUCUCGGAGAAAGGGAAGAUUUGCCACUGAAAGUGAUGCAUGCCUAUGUUGACUCCUUUGACUUUCAAGGCAUGGAGUUUGAUGAGGCAAUCCGAGCCUUUUUGCAAGGUUUUAGGUUGCCUGGUGAGGCACAAAAGAUUGAUCGAAUCAUGGAAAAGUUUGCUGAGCGUUAUUGCAAAUGUAACCCUAAGGCUUUCAUCAGUGCUGAUACUGCAUAUGUCCUCGCUUACUCUGUCAUAAUGCUCAAUACUGAUGCUCAUAACCCUAUGGUUAAGAACAAGAUGUCAGCUGAUGAUUUCAUAAGAAACAAUCGUGGCAUAGAUGAUGGAAAAGAUUUGCCAGAAGAAUACUUAAGCUCAUUAUUUGAACGGAUAUCAAGAAAUGAGAUCAAAAUGAAAGAUGAUGAUUUGUCUAUGCAACAGAAACAGUCAAUGAAUUCCAACAGAAUUUUAGGUCUGGACAAUAUCUUGAAUAUUGUGAUACGCAAGAGUGAUGAAGACGAGCAUAUGGAGACCAGUGAUGACUUUAUCAGGCACAUGCAAGAACAAUUUAAAGAAAAAGCUCGCAAAUCUGAGUCAGUUUAUUAUGCAGCCACAGAUGUGGUGAUUCUGAGAUUCAUGGUUGAGGCAAGCUGGGCUCCUAUGUUGGCUGCGUUCAGUGUGCCUCUUGACCAAAGUGAUGAUGAAGCAGUAACAGCAUUGUGUAUUGAAGGCUUCCGCUGUGCAAUACAUGUCACUGCUGUGAUGUCCAUGAAGACUCAUAGAGAUGCAUUUCUGACUUCAUUAGCUAAGUUUACUUCACUCCACUCUCCAGCAGAUAUAAGGCAGAAAAAUAUAGAUGCAAUCAAGGCAAUAGCUACAAUUGCAGAUGAAGAUGGAAAUUAUUUACAAGAGGCUUGGGAGCAUAUUUUGACAUGUGUGUCACGGUUUGAACAUUUGCAUCUAUUGGGAGAGGGUGCUCCUCCGGAUGCCACUUUCUUUUCCUUUUCUCAGAAUGAAUCAGAAAAAUCUAAGCAAGCUAAGUCAUCUGGCCUUCCUGUUAUAAGGAAGAAGGGUUCAGGAAGAAUUCAGUAUGCUGCUGCUGCUGUGAUGAGGGGCUCAUAUGAUAGUGCUGGUAUUGGAGGUAAUACUGGGGCAAUCACAUCUGAACAGAUGAACAAUUUAGUCUCUAAUCUCGACAUGUUAGAACAAGUUGGAAGCUCUGAAAUGAAUCGUAUAUUCACACGUAGUCAAAAAUUGAAUAGCGAGGCUAUAAUAGACUUUGUUAAGGCUCUUUGCAAGGUGUCCAUGGAGGAAUUGAGAUCUACAUCUGACCCUCGGGUUUUUAGCCUAACAAAAAUUGUUGAGAUAGCGCACUAUAACAUGAACCGGAUUCGGCUUGUAUGGUCAAGCAUCUGGCUUGUACUCUCUGAUUUCUUUGUGACCAUUGGCUGUUCUGAAAACCUGUCAAUUGCGAUUUUUGCGAUGGACUCUUUACGGCAGCUAUCAAUGAAAUUUUUGGAGCGAGAGGAGUUGGCUAAUUACAAUUUCCAAAAUGAAUUUAUGAAGCCUUUUGUUAUUGCAAUGCAGAAGAGUAGUGCUGUUGAAAUCCGAGAAUUAAUCAUUAGAUGUGUCUCACAAAUGGUGUCAUCUCGAGUCAAUAAUGUCAAAUCAGGGUGGAAGAGCAUGUUCAUGGUUUUCACCACUGCAGCUUAUGACAACCACAAAAACAUUGUACUACUAGCCUUUGAAGUAACAGAAAAGAUAAUUCGAGACUAUUUCCCAUACAUAACCGAAACUGAAACAAACACAUUCACAGAUUGUGUGAAUUGCCUAAUUGCAUUCACCAACAAUCGAUUCAACAAGGAUAUUAGUCUCAAUGCAAUUGCUUUUCUGCGAUUCUGUGCCACAAAACUUGCUGAAGGGGAUCUCAGCUACGCAUCUAUCAAAACUGAUAAGGAAUCAGGGAAUACUUCUCAAUCUUCACCUAGCAAGGGAAAGGACGGAAAACAAGAAAACGGAGAGAUGAUUGAUAAGGAUGAUCAUAUCUAUUUUUGGUUACCUUUGUUGGCUGGUUUAUCAAAACUUGGCUUUGACCCUAGACCGGAAAUUAGGGAGAGUGCUUUACAAGUGCUGUUUGAAACUUUGAGCAACCAUAGUCACCUCUUCUCACUACCAUUAUGGGAAAAGGUGUUUGAAUCUGUCCUUUUUCCAAUAUUUGAAUACGUACGCCAUGCUAUCGAUCCAUCAGGUGGUGACCCACCUGAGCAGGGAAUUGAUAGUGAAAUGAGUGAGAUUGAUCAAGAUGCAUGGCUCUAUGAGACGUGCACCCUGGCACUUCAACUGCUUGUAGAUCUUUUCGCGAGUUUUUAUAAUACUGUCAAUCCACUUUUACCGAAGGUACUCUCUUUACUUGUAAGUUUUAUCAAGCGUCCUCACCAAAGCCUAGCUGGAAUCGGGAUUGCUGCAUUUGUACGUUUGAUGACCAAUUCUGGUUAUGUUUUCCUCGAGGAGAAGUGGCUGGAAGUAGUUUCUUCAAUAAGAGAAGCCGUUAAUGCAACACUUCCUGAUUUCUCGUACUUCGUUAGUGGGGAUAUCAUGCUUGAAGGCGAUGGAAAUGUAUUGAAUGACCAAAGCAAUAAGGCUUCUCAUGGUUCUGACAUGGCUCGUGAUGAUUCAGAGAGCCUAGGAAAGCAACGUCUUUAUGCUUCUUUAUCUGAUACGAAGUGCCGAGCUGCUAUUCAGCUUUUGUUGAUUCAGGCAACGAUGGAAAUUUACAACAUCAAUCGAACUCGCAUAUCAGCUAAGAACAUCUUAGUCCUUGUUGAUGCAAUGCAUGAUGUAGCUUCCCAUGCUCACGGGAUCAACAACGAUACCAUAUUACGUACCAAGCUUCAAGAGUUUGGUCGGAUGACACAAAUGCAAGAUCCUCCAUUAUUACGUCUCGAGAACGAAUCGUAUCAAUUUUGCCUUACAUUCUUGCACAAUCUGAUAUUAGAUAGGCCUCCAAGUUUUGAGGAAGCAGAAAUAGAGUCCCAUCUUGUUGGUCUUUGCCAAGAGGUUUUACUGUUUUAUAUCGAAAGCGCAUGCUCAGGACAGACUUCCGUAACAUCCGCCGAUGGCCAAACCCAAUGGAUGAUUCCUUUAGGUUCUGGGAAACGAAAAGAACUGGCCGCACGUGCACCUCUUGUCGUAGUGACUCUACAGACCAUAUGCAGCCUCGGAGACACUUUGUUCGAGAAGAACUUAGCUAAGUUCUUCCCUCUUCUUUCGAACUUGAUAAGUUGUGAACAUGGUUCAAAUGAAGUCCAGGCAGCUCUUAGUGAUAUGCUCAACUCCUCAGUUGGUCCACUUUUGCUUCAAUCCUGUUGAUCUUCGAGAUUCGACCGUUAUGGUAAAUAUGUUUCUUUUCCCUUUUUCUUUUUGCCUCUUAUUAACUCCAUAGUUUUCCUUCUAUGUUGCUCCAGCUCUUUUUCUUCAAUGAGUUAGAGUAUCGGUGUCCGACACCCAUAUCGGGUAUAGGGAUAUGAUACUUCAAAGUUUUUUUUAAAAAAAAAAGAAAGAAAAAGGAAAGUAAAUACACCUAGUGUUGGACACAUUCAUAUUCGACACAGCCUCUUUUGUUUUCUCCUUUAGUUAAUAAUAAUUGAUUUUUGAAGAGUUGGCUUCCAAUACUGCUUUUGAACUGAAUAGCUGUUCUUUCGGAAUAGUAGAAAAAUAAUGGUUAAAAUGUUUUAUAAGUUCUUAUACUUUUCAUAAAUUUGAAAUUUAGUCUUUUUACUUUUAUUUUUAAGAA
Messenger RNA from Gossypium arboreum, 6304 nucleotides. RefSeq names its product brefeldin A-inhibited guanine nucleotide-exchange protein 2-like. The transcript has 11 exons. Bases 532 to 5880 code for a protein of 1782 amino acids. Gene Ontology annotation, molecular function: guanyl-nucleotide exchange factor activity. Lineage: Eukaryota; Viridiplantae; Streptophyta; Magnoliopsida; Malvales; Malvaceae. Gene Ontology annotation, biological process: regulation of ARF protein signal transduction. The record is from RefSeq and is a predicted model, not a curated record. Gene Ontology annotation, cellular component: trans-Golgi network.